Peronospora matthiolae is the source of this 1071-nucleotide messenger RNA. The record is from the annotation of a GenBank genome assembly. NCBI's taxonomy places the organism in Eukaryota, Oomycota, Peronosporomycetes, Peronosporales, Peronosporaceae.
AUGACAACCAUUGAUAGCGGAGAAAAACACCCGAUGACGAGACUGAAAGAAGACGUUGAUCACGUUUACGGCAAAGUGGCCGACAUGGAUGCUGCAGUCUCGACUGAGCUGCCCACUGAAAGCGGCAUGACUUUCUUACAAGUGAAGAACCACGCGCUACUGACGUAUACCAAAUUGGAGCUCUUCUUUGCUCUGCUAAAACUAGAGAAGCCUGGAAAAGUAAAAGAUCAUCCUGUGUUUAAAGAACUUGUACGCUAUCGCACGCUGUUAGAGCGCGUUCGUCCUUUGGACCGCAAGAUGAAGUAUCAGGUGGACAAAAUGCUCAAAGUGGCGCUAUCUGGCGGCAAAGAUCUGGACGAGUCCCUGAGCUAUGCACCGAAUCCGGAGCAGCUUGCUGCUGAUGGUGGACAGAACGACGAUGAGGAAGAUGACGAUGGUGGCUCUAGUGCUAAGAACGGUAUUUACCGCGCGCCGCGUCUGGCAGCGGUUCCGUACGAAGAGGAGGAGCGUGAGCACGUUAAGCAGGCUAAGAAAGACGAGCGAAAUCGCAAGCGUUUGCAGAAGAGUACUAUACUGGCCGAAUUGCGAGAGGAGUUCAGUGAACGUCCUACGGAGAUUUUGGCCAGUGGUACAAGCGUCGUUGACAAGGAAAUCGCGCGUGAAGAGAGUGAAAAGAAGGAUUUUGAAGAAUCUCGCUUUGUGCGUGUGGUCACGUCACGUAAAGACAAGAUUCGCAAGCGGCAGCGAGAGAUGGAGGCUAAUCGCGCCGACAAGGUUGGGUCGAUUGACAACUUUGCCUCGGUUCAAGAUAUCUUGUCGUUGGACAAAACGAAACAUCGAAUCCCGACGCAUCGGGAACCGAGCAAGAUUGGCGGCAAGACUGGAGGCAUCUUCUCGCAUAUCGAUGCACCGACCGAGAAGAAGCGCAAGGUGGCGCGAAGUGCAGGUGACAGCUCGGCUUCACGGGAGGUCCCUACGAGAGCGCAUCAAGAAUCAUCGGAUCCCGCCCCAGGCUUCAAGAAGGCGCAUCAGCAGAAGAAGAAAGUUGUGUUUUCGAAGCUGUUCUCGUAA